CGACGAGACAACCCACACUCCCAAAGAAGACCGUACAGAGCAAAGACCGCUCUACUCUUGUUCACCAACGACCUUGCCACACUUUUGAUCUAAGUAAAGCAAGGAACAAAGAUUCCAAUCAGAUUCCCACUACACCAUUGCCCACCACCCUCUUCUGGGCUCGCCUCGGCUUUCGAUCACCACCAUCACUACCACCUUCGCCACAAAACACACCACCUCCACUUCCUUCCCCGACUCCAGACCUCUCAAGAUGGCCGACCGCCAGCUGCAACAGAUCCUCAGCCAGCUGAAAUCCUCGCCCUCCUCCCUCAGCUACGCCGACGCCGCCUCCCUCCUCUCAAAAGCUAAGCUCCUCCUCCUCAAGCUCUCGGCCCUCUCGCCCUCCAGCCCGCCCCAGCCCCAGCCCAUCCUCGCCCUCGCCCGCGAGACCUACGAGCAGGGCGCCCUCUACAGCAUCCGCGCCCGCGACCCGGACGCCUUCACCCGCUAUGUCACCCAGCUCGCCCCCUUCUACGAGCUGCCCGCCGCCGUCCUGCCCCCGGCCCUGCCCGAGCGUAACAAGGUCACCGGCCUCUACCUGCUGCUCCUCCUCACGCAGGGCCGCUACGCCGAGUUUCACAGCGAGCUGGAGAGCCUGUCGACGCGCGAGGGCGGCGGUGGUAGUGUCGAUGUGGAGGGCGACCGCUUCCUUGGCUAUCCUAUCCGCCUGGAGCGGUGGCUGAUGGAGGGCAGCUAUGAUCGUGUCUGGAAGGCCAUGAAGAGCCGCGAGGUGCCUAGCGAGGAAUAUGCCGUCUUCUCAGAGAUCCUCACCUCCCAGAUCCGCUCCGAGAUCGCCUCCUCCAGCGAGCGCGCCUACCCCAGCCUCCCCAUCUCCUCAACAAAGUCCCUCCUCUUCCUCGACUCCGAGGGCGCGGUCAUCGACUUUGCCAAGUCGCGCGGUUGGAUCCUCCGGGACGGCAUGAUUUACUUCCCCAAGGAGACCGAGACCGCAGACGAGGAGCAGGACGACGCCGCGGCGGGCGGCGCCGGUGCUGGCAAGGAGGGGAUGAGCAAGUUGGUUAUUGAGAAUGCGUUGGGGUAUGCGAGGGAGUUGGAGACUAUCGUGUAGCCGGAAGUGCGGUCUCAGUUCAGUGUGGGCGGCACGUUGUGCAUAUCAAACAGUCGAGCCGUGAUGAGGAAUUCAAUGCUAGCGAGAAGGGAAGAAAGGGGGGGGGGGGGGACGGCCAACAGAAGAAAACAAUGGCACUUAGACCAUGAUGACAAUGUAAUAUCAUUAGACAACCAAAUGACGACGCACAUGGCCUGGUCGCGCUGCUUGAUGGUGGUCAUGUACACCCGAUGGCCCAUAUGCAGGCACCGGCCGAGACGACA
Cryphonectria parasitica EP155 is the source of this 1371-nucleotide messenger RNA. RefSeq lists its product as uncharacterized. Gene Ontology annotation, biological process: proteasome-mediated ubiquitin-dependent protein catabolic process. Lineage: Eukaryota; Fungi; Ascomycota; Sordariomycetes; Diaporthales; Cryphonectriaceae. The record is from RefSeq and is a predicted model, not a curated record. The coding region runs from base 251 to 1108 and encodes 285 amino acids. The transcript has 2 exons. Gene Ontology annotation, cellular component: proteasome regulatory particle; proteasome regulatory particle, lid subcomplex; nucleus.